Harpegnathos saltator (Jerdon's jumping ant) is the source of this 1280-nucleotide messenger RNA. Its product is annotated as DENN domain-containing protein 5B. Gene Ontology annotation, molecular function: small GTPase binding; guanyl-nucleotide exchange factor activity. The transcript is spliced from 4 exons. The coding region runs from base 286 to 885 and encodes 199 amino acids. The record is from RefSeq and is a predicted model, not a curated record. Lineage: Eukaryota; Metazoa; Arthropoda; Insecta; Hymenoptera; Formicidae.
GGGGUGGAGAAAUGGAGGAGAGGAGGGAGGCUACAGAGGGGAAGGAGGGACGAGUGAAGAUGAGUGGAAUAGAUGAGAAGGAAUGGAGUAUAUGAAAGAAAACGGAAGUCGGCGAUGGUUUUAUAAAAAAUAGAUAUACUACUUCUCUUGCAUUGGAGGAUAAGGAUGAGUGGAUCAAUAACAGAGACAGUAUGGACAAAACACGUUUUCGAUAAGGCUACGUUUUCAUCCGACUAGCCUACGCAGCAUCUACCGUUCAUCUACCAGAGAUUCCUCGAGACGCAGAUGUUCGCCUCUCUCGUCGACAGUAAAGUGAUGUCGACAUGGAACGAGCCCGAUUUCAACACAAAGGUCUCUCUUUUAAAGAAGAAAAUCGGGGAGAGCAUCAUACUAUCGAUGAGGUACGAGCCUUGCACGAGCAUCGCGGAUACGCAACAAGUACUGCAGCAAAGGUUAACGAACGUGGAUUUCGAGACGAAUCCGCCCGCGGAAAUUCUUCCGCAUCGAGCGGCAUAUUUUCGGAGCUUUCCUCUGCUGGAUAGCGUCGUGUUGAAUAAAGAACCCGCUCAGAGCAGUCGGAGGGGCCAGAGGCAGUGGAAAUACAAGAGGUGUUAUUGUCAUCUCCUCGAUCAAAUCAACAUGUUCAGUCAGACGCUGGGAAAGGACGGUAAAUUUCAAUUAUUCAUCUGCCUGGCGGUGAGAGAGCAGCUAUGUACUUCAUCCGAUGUUGCAGCCAAUGAGCGACGCGCGUUCCACGACAGACAUGUACGAAGAAAACUCGUUUCUGAGGAAUCCUACGCUAUUGACCUUCCUCAUUCACAUUCUUCAGCCGUUGAGCGGAUUUCACAUUGUUUUCGAAAAGAGCUUGACUCACGGAAUCUCUAGUAUCUAUUAGUACUUGCCGAAACGUACGGGCGUAUGUUGAAAAUUUAACGCGAAUAUCUCUUUGUGUUCUCUUGAUGAAAUAUGCUCUGGAAAAAGAGGAGAAGAGAUAAAUUUAUAGAAUUUAUUCCACGUGAAUCGUGUUUUUGAUCGCUGACAGGUCACAGAAUGAUCAAGUUCCUUCCCAGUCGGAAAUAUACACACACAGAUCUGCUUCUCUCGGCCGCGCCGCGGUAGUAUCUCGUCGCGUUUGAAAUGGCGACAAGCGACGAGUUCGAUUGUUAUAUUACGUAGGACGAUAUAGAGAAUAGGCUCGACAAGUUUUAUCAUUGAGAUGAAAAAGAGAGAUUAAAGAAGGAUUUAACCCUUUGACUACGAAAGGCGUAUAUAUACGCUUU